Stomoxys calcitrans (stable fly) is the source of this 1324-nucleotide messenger RNA. RefSeq names its product cytochrome b5 (gene Cyt-b5). The transcript is spliced from 3 exons. The coding region runs from base 188 to 592 and encodes 134 amino acids. Gene Ontology annotation, cellular component: intracellular membrane-bounded organelle; membrane. Lineage: Eukaryota; Metazoa; Arthropoda; Insecta; Diptera; Muscidae. Gene Ontology annotation, molecular function: heme binding. The record is from RefSeq and is a predicted model, not a curated record.
GUAAGCCACGAAACUGUCAACUGGGGUAUCAGCAAGUUGGACUAUUCAUUUCAUUUUCAGAUUUUGGACUAAUAACAAGGCAAAUUUUAUUACCAUAUUCGUGAAACUCAAACGAUAAACGUUAUUUAGAUACAACUAAUUAAUUAUCAAUAAAAAUAAAUUAUAAAAAAAUUAAACAAAUAAUACCAUGUCAUCGCAAAACGUUAAACAAUUCACUCGCGCCGAAGUUGCCAAAAACAAUACCAAGGAAAAGAAUUGGUUUAUAAUCCACAACAACGUGUAUGACGUGACCGCUUUUCUCAACGAGCAUCCCGGUGGCGAAGAAGUCCUUAUUGAACAAGCUGGCAAAGAUGCUACAGAACAUUUCGAAGAUGUUGGUCACAGUUCGGAUGCCCGUGAGAUGAUGCAACAUUACAAAAUCGGCGAAUUGGUUGCCGAAGAACGUACAAAUGUUCCUGAGAAAUCUGAACCCACAUGGAACACUGAACAAAAGACCGAAGAGUCAUCAAUGAAGUCAUGGCUGAUGCCUUUUGUGUUGGGUCUUAUAGCCACUCUGAUCUACAAAUUCUUCUUUGGCACUAAAUCCCAAUAAUUGUAGUUAGAGAGAAAGAACAUCACCACCAGCCACAAAGAAAAUACGCACUUUAAUUUUGUAUAAUUAGUUGUGAAAUUAUCUUCUAAACAAACAAAACACUCACACAUAUACACGAGAACGCAUGUAUACCUUUCAUUCCUUCUUCUUUCAACUCAAUUGCUGGAUGAUUUCCAAAUGCAUUUAGGUACUUGUCCUCCUCCCUUCUUAAACAUGUCUGUUUUUCUUUUUUUUAUUUCCUUAUUGUAUUGUUUUAUUAAAUUAAUUAUUUGUUUUCAAUUUGUGUUGUACAAGAACAAAGAGUGCUCCUUAUAAAGUCUUUAAGAAUAGAAUUAAAAAAAUUUAUAGAAAACAAAAGAUAAUCUGCCUAAUGAUGAAAUGUAAUGCUUUUAAUAAUAGUUAAAUUGUUUACCCUUUACACACAAUCACCCACACAUACAUAUACACACACACACACACAAACAAUAUUUCGGUUAUAUUUUAAAUAUUUUAUAUUCUUUUUUGUUUUAGAUAUUUCUCUUGUGAUUUUUCUUCACAGAAUUAGGAAGUAACUUCUUCUUUGAAAGCAAAGAAAAAACAAAACAUAAAUUUGAUAACUAUAACAAUUUGUUAUAAGGAAAUGGGGAAUUUGUUUUUAUAUCCUUAUUCAACAUUCAUUUUUUUAUAAUUCUAAUUAAUGUAAAAAAGAUUAAAUAAAUAAAAAAUAUAUUUAAAUAAAUUAUGAAAUACCAA